This is a messenger RNA of Haliotis rufescens (red abalone), 2653 nucleotides long. RefSeq names its product leucine-rich repeat-containing protein 57-like. The transcript has 5 exons. Gene Ontology annotation, molecular function: protein binding. The record is from RefSeq and is a predicted model, not a curated record. The coding region runs from base 156 to 872 and encodes 238 amino acids. Lineage: Eukaryota; Metazoa; Mollusca; Gastropoda; Lepetellida; Haliotidae.
ACUUCCGGGAAAAUAAUGAGAAUUUGUCAUCUAUCACAACAAGAUGUUUUAGACAUCAACAGCUGAUCGAGGCACACAGCAGUUUGUGCCAUACCAUGUUUUAUUAGAUUUCCACCUUGACCAAAGAUUGAAUUUGUUGCAAUCACCUUGGGACCAUGGGAAACUCUGGAAUCAAGCAACACAUCGAGACAGCACAGAAAACUGGGACUUGCCAGCUGUGUAAAUUAGGACUGAAAGAGUUUCCAGAGGAUCUCCAGGCACUGACUGGUAAUCUGCGCACCUUAGAUCUGUCAGAGAAUAAGAUCCAACUGCUGCCACCACUGAUUGGCAGAUACAGUCAUCUGAAGAGUCUAAACCUGAGCAACAACAAAUUAGGUUCGCUUCCGGAGGACAUUGGAAAACUGAAGAAAUUGGAGACACUGAAUCUUGAACAUAACAGCAUUGCCACACUUCCAGCAACAGUGAAAAACCUGUCACACCUACGCAACAUUAAUCUCUCUGGAAAUGGCCUAAGACUGUUUCCAACUCAGUUGGGUGGUUUAAAAAACUUAGAUGGUGUUGAUCUCUCUCGGAACUCAAUAACGGAAAUACCAGAAUGUGUGAGUGCAAUACAAGCAAUUGAAAUCAACCUUAAUCAAAACCAGGUAUCUCGCCUACCUGAAGCAUUAGCUGACUGCCCUCGCCUUAAGGUUCUUCGAUUGGAAGAAAACUGUCUGGAGAUCUUGGCGUUUUCUCCGAAGAUAAUGAAGACUUCCAAAAUCGCAUUGUUUGCUAUAGAUGGUAAUGUGUUUGACAUGAAAGCCUUCCACAACCUAGAGGGUUAUGAUGAGUAUAUGGAAAGAUACACGGCAACAAAGAAGAAAUUCAACUGAUAUUUUCAUCCCUGGUGCUUGAGGGAUGUCAUGACCCACCUAUUUGAAUUGUGUUAAGACACUUAGACAAACAGAAUAUGCUGGAUAACUCAAGGUCACCUGGGCCAUUGACCCCAGAAAAUACAUUCUGGGCUAAAUAUGGGUCCCCAGGUAAAAUACUUCUAGAACCCGGCACAUCAUUUUCACAGAUAACACAUGUUCACAAAAUCAGCAUAUAUAGUUGUUGUUGUUUUCUAUGGUAGAUCAACAAUAAUGACUACACAUUUUACAAAAGAAAAUGAAACAUGAAGGUUGAGCAUAAUUGAACUUAUGUCUUUGUUACAGUGUUCUGAAAGAUGUGUAUUUGAAGGAUUUGUAUUAAGGAAAUUAAUGUGAAAUCAGUUGUAACAAUAUAUGAUUACAAAGAAAUCCUGAAAAACUAAACUGGUCUGGACAAGGUAUUCAGAUCUGCUUGAAGCUGAGAAAUGGUUUGAAUUAAGUGCAUUAACCUGGAUAGUGAUGGCGGAAGGAAGGGCAUCCUUUCAAUCUUUCAUAGUUUUACUGAUUUUCUGCUGACCUUUUGUCUUCAGUAGGUCAAAAUAUAAAGAGAAAAUUAGCCUAACUCAUUAUUAUGUUUUUGUCAGGCAGAAACUUGUUUGCGUUGGUUGGUUUAUACGUAAAACUAAAUGAUAAUCCUGUUGUGAGUGCAUGAUGCUUGUAUGAUCUACAUUACACUACUGUACUUUCAGCAACCAAUGCUUGCCGUAAAAGGCCACUAACGGGAUUGGUGUCAGGCUCGCUGACUUGGUUGCUGCAUGUCAUUGUAUCCUAUUUGUGCAGACGGAUGCUCAUGAUAUCAAUCACUGGAUUGUCUGGUCCAGACUCGAUUAUUUACAGACUGCCAUCAUAUGUUUGGAAUAUUGCUGAGUGCGGCGUACAACAACAAACAAACAAACAAAAACACUACUGUACCUGUAUGUACCUGUUUGAGGAGGCCUUUAUGAUAAUGGGUUUGCAGAGGGCAGAAACAUUCAAUGCAUUCAUCAGUGUUAAGGGUUAGCAGCUUAUAUUUGUAGCUGUUUUCCAAUCCAUUAAACAUGUUAAAGAUAGUGUGGUAGAAUAAAUAUGACUAAAUUUGUGGAUUUUGGUAUUGUCACUAGUCAAUUGUUUGAUAGGCAUUACUGAGAAGUUGACGGUUGACAAAGUGGUCAGAAUUUAUGGAUAACAACUUCUUUACUGUUAAGGUGGCCGAAACAUCGCCUUUAAGGUUAAUAAAGAAGUUGUUAUCCAUAAAUUGUGUCUACUUUGUCUCUUGUCAGUUGAGUCCAUAAACCAUAAAACUUAAAAGAGUGUCGCCCAACUUGCCUGAAUGUCCUAACUGCUGCUGCAGACUCUCUGUGGAAUAUUGUUGAUGUCAGGAGUAUUACUCCGUGUCUUUCUAUUCUCUAACCUAUGAUGUGUAUCCUACUGUUGUUUUGUUGAGUCUGUUACAGAUACCUGAUACACUGUACCACUUGAUUUCAGGUAAAAAUUGAGACAGCUGUUAAACAUUCUUGUGUAGUUAUGAAGCAGAGGUAAUCAAAGCAAGCAUCAAAAAAUGUUUUCCUCAAUAGUUGAUAUUUUGGCAUCAAAUAAAUGUUUCCUAUGUCCAUGAUGCCCCAGUGGUGAUGCUGGGUUCGUCAAUCUAUGCUGGUUGUACCUUGGGGAUUCUGGGUUAGAAUAGGUCCCCAGCAAUCUAUGCUGGUCGUACCUUGGGGAUUCUGGGUUAGAAUAGGUCCCAAGCAAUCUAUGCUGGUCGUACC